UAGGGUAACGUUUUGAUGAAGUAGCAGAGAGGGGCAGAAAGUCUGUCGGUCAACACUGCAAUUUCCCCAAUCAAUGAACUCAACACACAUUUUCUUUAUCUUUUCACAAAUAUGGACCCCCUUCAACCAAUCUUAUCGUAAUUCUUUGAAAAAAUUGCAUCUUUGGACUCCCAUUUUCUUAAUUGGAAAAUGGUUGAAAGGAAUUUUGAAAAGGAUGUUUUAGCCUGAGCGUACAUUGUCCACUAUUAUAUAUGUAUGCAACAAAGAAAUCUCAUGGCGAAUUACAUUAGUUGAAGAGUUAUUGAAGCCACAUGAAUCUGACUCAAUCAAGUAUGGCCAAUUGUGUUUUCAGUUUCCUAAUUAUGGCCUUCUAUAUGAUGUUUGGGCUAUCAUCUUCUUCAUCCAUUAAUCAGGAACGACAGUCUUUGCUCCGCAGUGGUUGGUGGAAUGAUCAUCCAAAUAUCUCAAACCAUUGUUAUUGGGAGGGUAUCUCUUGCAAUGAAGCUGGAAGUGUUACUGAAAUUGUCAGAGGUCCGUUGAGAAUUCCUCCAUCAAAAGAAUUGCUUUGGAUUCAGAAUUUGAACAUCACUGUCUUUCCCAGUUUACUCAUUCUGUAUCUAUCUGGAAUGGGUCUCAGAGGAACCAUCCCCACAGAAAUAACCACACUUACAAACCUUACUUCUCUUGUCUUGUCUAAGAAUCAUCUCCAUGGUUCAAUACCACUGCAACUUGGUAACUUGACACAAUUGCAGACAUUAUCUCUCUUUGAUAAUUUUCUAGCAGGUUCAAUCCCAUCUACAUUGGGUCAUCUAAAUAAUUUAAACACUCUUUAUCUUGAUUCAAACAAUCUUGAAGGUAGGAUUCCUGCAGAAUUGGGGAAUUUGACAAAAUUACAGACUUUAUAUCUUUCUCAUGAUUUAUUUACAGGUUCAAUUCCCACUACUUUAGGUCAAUUAGAGAACUUGACCCACUUCUUUUUUCAAUAUAAUCAAAUUACUGGUCCUAUACCUGUAGAAUUUGGAAAUUUCAAAAGAUUACGAAGAUUAUAUCUGUCAAAUAAUUUCCUCAACGGUUCCAUUCCUCCCAGUUUAGGUCGUUUGGAGAAUUUGGUACUUCUCUUCCUUGAUUCUAACCAAAUAGAAGGCCACAUCCCUCAAGAAUUAGGGAACUUAUCCAAUUUACAAGUUUUACAACUUUCUCAUAAUAAGAUUUCGGGUUUGGUACCUCCAAAACUUUUACAAAUGGAUAAGAUGUUCUCUUUAAAUCUCUCAUCAAAUCUGUUGUGUGGUUCAAUCCCUAUAGAAACCGUGAAAUGUCCUUAUUUUGGAGUAAUUGAUUUAAGCCACAACUUGUUUAAUGGAAGCAUAACCUCUCAAAUUGGUUGUGUCAAUGACCUUAAUCUUAGUCAUAAUUUUCUUGUUGGUGAGAUUCCAUUUCAUUUUAGAACAAGCUUCAUACUUAGUCGAUUGGAUCUUAGUUAUAAUAAUUUUUCGGGCAAAGUACAUAAAGAACUUGCUAAUCUAUCAUACAUAAACCUUGCAUACAAUUCCUUUGACUUCUCACAAGACCUUGACUCUAAACCAAAGGUACCAGAUUACUGUUCUUUUAAGGAAGACUCAUUAAUUGAUGAUCACUACAGUCCCAAUUUCACAUAUUGCCACUUGCUCAAUGAGACAAAUCCUCAAAAUAGAAAAAAUAAGCCCAUCAUUGUGUUAAUUGUUCUUCCAAUCAUUUUCUUCAGUGUUGUAAUACUCCUUCUAAUAUUAUAUUUCCCAAUAUGUAUUCCUAAGAAAAAAUGUGAAGGAAUAUCAACACAGAAUGGAGACUUGUUUUCCAUAUGGAACUAUGAUGGUAAAAUUGCAUUUGAGGAUAUCAUUGAAGCAAUUGGGACUGGUGCAUACGGUAGUGUAUAUAGAGCAAAAUUGCCUAGUGCACACAUUGUUGCAUUAAAAAACUCCACCAUAUGGAAUCUCAAAAUCAUCAUUUAACAAAAUUUUUCGAAAUGAGGU
Vigna radiata var. radiata (mung bean) is the source of this 2009-nucleotide messenger RNA. Its product is annotated as probable leucine-rich repeat receptor-like protein kinase At1g35710. Gene Ontology annotation, cellular component: plasma membrane. The record is from RefSeq and is a predicted model, not a curated record. Bases 312 to 1988 code for a protein of 558 amino acids. The transcript is spliced from 2 exons. Gene Ontology annotation, molecular function: ATP binding; protein binding. NCBI's taxonomy places the organism in Eukaryota, Viridiplantae, Streptophyta, Magnoliopsida, Fabales, Fabaceae.